Molecule: messenger RNA, 1774 nt
Organism: Neurospora crassa OR74A
Lineage: Eukaryota; Fungi; Ascomycota; Sordariomycetes; Sordariales; Sordariaceae
Product: NAD dependent epimerase/dehydratase
Exons: 3
Coding region: 236-1252 (338 amino acids)
Biological process (GO): S-adenosylmethionine biosynthetic process
Cellular component (GO): methionine adenosyltransferase complex
Molecular function (GO): methionine adenosyltransferase regulator activity
Source: RefSeq, a predicted model, not a curated record
CUCCAACUGAACUUCGAACUGAACUGAAGUACUGCAGUGCGUGAAGCCACUUCACAGCCACAUGUGGCACAGUCGAAUGCUGCAUCUUGGCGCAACGAUUCCGCCGUUUAUUCAGUUCAUCAACUGAACUGAAGACGACAGUCAUCCAACAUCCAUCCAACCGAUUCUGAUUACUCACUUCAGUUUCUUCGCAACCCCCCCCUUCCAAAGACACCUUACAAAUCCCAGAAGAAAAAUGUCCCCCGUCAACAACAACCAAACAAAAACCGCCCUUGUCACGGGUGCCACCGGCCUCCUAGGCAGACAAGUCGUCCGCGCCUUUCAAGGCUUGAGCGUGCCUACUGAAGUUAGUUCCAAGGCUGGAUGGACGUGGGAAGUCAAGGGAACGGGAUUUUCCAGAGCGGAUGGCGUCAAUGUGCUGAAAGUAGAUUUGGAGAAAGCAGAGGAGGUGGAGAGGGUUUUGGGGGAUGUCAGCCCUCAAGUCCUUGUACAUUGCGCAGCCAACCGCUUCCCUGACAAGGUCGACGCCGAUCCUGAAGGCACCCGUCUGCUCAACGUCGAAGCUACUCGCACUCUCGCCCGGGCUUGUGCUUCCCGUGGUAUCCUCCUGAUCUAUAUCUCUACCGACUACGUCUUCUCUGGAAAGCCAGGCGAGGCACCUUACGAAGCCGAUGCUGCCACAGGCCCCACUAACCUCUACGGCGUUACUAAGCUGGAUGGCGAGAAGGCUGUAAUCGAGGAGUUUUCCAAGGCAAGCAAGGAGGGCUUGGGCGUGGUGAUGAGGGUACCCGUGCUGUAUGGCAAGACGGAGGAGGGCAGGAAUGAAGAGAGUGCGGUCAACGUCCUCUUAGACGCAGUCCUCAAGGCGCAGGAGGGAAAGAAGGUCAAGAUGGACCAUUGGGCGCUGAGGUUCCCUGCUAACACAGAGGACGUGGGUAGAGUUUGUCGGGACGUCGCGGUCAAGUACCUGUCAACCAGCGAAGCCGAGAGGACAUCGCUACCGAGAAUCCUCCAGUUCUCUGGCGAGGAACAGUAUACCAAGUAUGAAAUGUGUCAGCUCUUUGCUGAGAUCUUGGGAGUUCCCGUUGAUAACAUCGAGGCGAACACGGAGGGCAACGACCCCAACGCAAGCGUUCAGCGUCCGUAUGACUGCCACCUCAGCACCAAGGCGCUUAAGGAUUUGGGUAUUGAUGUCUCAACCCAGGACUUUGCUGCCUGGUGGAGGAGAGAACUGAGAGCUUUCCGCCAUUAAGCGACGAUUGGCAGGUUAAAUAUACGAAUACUCUGUGUUACUCGCUAGUAAUGAUGUUGGCCCUCAGAGACUCUUGCUUUUGAUCUUGAUUUUCCAUGCAGCAUGUUGAACGUUGAUCUUUCAGCCAAAGUGUUUUAGUGGGUCGCCAAAUGUUGUCGAAGCUCACCGUCGAAAAGACUGCUUGGCGCCUCUUGUGAAUGUGGGGUAGCGGGUGAAGCAGGGUGGAUGGCAUGUGAAAUGUCGGUGUCGAUUAAUAGGGAAUGUCAAUGAAGUUCGCGCUACCCGAAGCAAAUGAGACAUGACCGCGAUCUAAAUGCGUCAGGUUUCAGGUAGGCAGGUAAGGGAUAAUUGUCAACGCGGUUUGCCUCUCAAUCCUUCGUGUCAGAUAGAGUAGAAAUAAUGUUUGCUGUCCACGUCUUUCGCGACUCGGUGGCCUUCUCCCAGUUCGACUCUUCGGAAGAGAUAAGCGACAGCCAAGGGAACUCAACAAAACGGACGUAAAGCUGACGAGCUGUGAGCGUU